AUGCUUCAGAAGGGCCACGCCUCGGAUGGCCGACAGGGCCAUAGCAACGUGGCCAACUGGGCCAAACGUCGCCUGGGCAAAGGGGGCUUGUUUGCGGACGAAGUGGGCGCUUUGGCGGUUCCAGUGAACGAGCUGCUGAGGGACUACAUGGGACGACAGCAAGAGAAGCAUUGGUGGCUGGCGCUGCUGGUGAAUCCCAGAGGAGCGUGUCCUAAAGAUGGUCCGGUCACGGAGCACGUCAGCGUGAGUUGCUUAGACUCUUUUGCCCGGACGGGCAUGCGCUACAAGCCUCCCCGGCGAGCGUUGAAGAUGGAGAAGGAGACGCGCAAUGAGGCCUACUUCGUGGAAGUCAGUAGCUUCAGCCGUUCGGGCUUUGUGGCCUUGAUCAACUUCCGACCUCUGUUGGACCCCAGGCUGUCGCGCUUGGAGUUCGGACAUCGUGUCAUCAAGGAGCCGGAGCUGGACUUGAAGGUGCGCAACUAUGGAGACCAUGGGGUGCCAGGCGUGUUGGAAGGCACACUGGAGUUCGCCUUUGAUUCAUCCACCAGGAUUUGUGGAGAGUAUACCCUCCACUAUGCAGGUGUGGCGGAGUACAAGCGCCUUGGUGAAGUACUUUGGAUCGUGCAGCAGAUGGUAGAGGGCAGCAGACUUUUUGAAGUGAAGCUAGAACAAGGGCCUCCGCUCAAGUUGGAGCUCCGAAGAGAACCCAACCAGUCACAGCAGCAGGCGGCGAGACUCUUAGGGGGCUAUUGUGGCAAAGAAUGCGAGAUCCAUGCGCCUGCGGACGGUCAGCCCUAUGCCGAUGAGAAAGUCGCUGCCGGCUUACAGCUCCCUGAUACACCUCAGCAGGAGAUCCCUAUCGAGAGUGCACACGACUGUGGCUUCUUCAUCCUGGAGCAGGUGCUGCGACUCCUUCAACUGACCCCUACAGCGCUGCGCUCGUUGGCAUCGAAGAGUACCGAGGAGAUCGCAUCCUUGCCUUGGCCUGCGCAGAGGGAGGUGGUGAAGCGGAAGAAGAAGCUGCGCGAGGUCACGGCCGACCUGUUCGUGGCCUCGCGGCGGCAGAACACCAGCGACGUCGAGGUGCUUCUCAAGAACGAUGAAAUCUUGCGGAAGAAGUUACUGCUGGCCAUGUGGGAGGGGCCUUACUUUGCCCGAGCUGUGGCGAAUGUGAUUGGAAUGGAUCCAGGGCCUUUGCCGGAGAUCCCGACCCUUCCGAAGGAGGAGGAGCGCCAAGCGAAGGAGGAAGAGUCCGAGGAGUCUUCCAGCGAACGGAGCAGUUCGCGCGCGCGGAGCAGCAGCCCCCUUGGACGCUCAGCGCGGGAAAGCAGCAGUUCGUCGCGCGGGAAGAAGCGGAAAACCCGUCGCUCAGCCAGCCGUGCCUCCGAGCCUAAGCGCCGGCGCCACCACGAGGGCCACGGCCACGCGUCGCGGCCGCACGUGGCGCGGCCGCCGCCGGCGCCGAGCUUUACGAAGGAUGAUCUGCAAGGAUAUCCCUCGAAGACCUUGCGAAACAUGUGUGUUCAGUACAAGGUGCUGCCGAUUGGGAUGGUGGAGCGUACGGAUCUGCUGAAAGCCCUGGAGCCACUUGCAGUGGUCAAGAGUGCCUCGUCUUCCUGCGCCACUGCGCGCGCGGUGGAAAGGCACGACGUCGAUCGCAUCGGAUGGGAGGACGCGAAUCGAUCGCAGCGCACGAGCGAGACACGCGCAGAAGAUCCGGUACAGGGCUUUGGCUUCGGGAGCCGCUGGGACCGGGAUUCACCACGGAGCGGGGCGUCUGGGCACUUCCUCACUCUUCGGAACCAGCGUCUUCCCGAGCUCUACGGGUCCAGACCGGGCAACGGCGUCCGGAGUGACCUACCCAGCUUCACCACAGCAGACCUGGACACCAUGCCGAUCAGCAAACUGAAGAUGUACUGCAUUCAGUUCGGGCGGUUGCCCAGCGGUUCCUUAGAGAAGUCCGACUUGAAGAAGGCCUUGCUUCCCUUGGCGAAGGUGGCGCCCAAGCCUGUGACGCCUGCGGUGGUCAAGAAGGUCCUCCCAAGCUUCACUCUGGAGGAGUUGCAGACCAUGCCCAUCAGCAAGCUGAAGAAUAUCUGCCUUCAGUACGGCAGGAUGCCACAUGGCCCAGUGGAACGUACUGAUCUGGUGAGCCUCUUAAAGCCCUUCGCAACAGGCAUGCGCUCCGUCGCCAGCGCGCUGGGCGUGCCCAGCGCGCCCCUGGUGGGCGCCGCCAGCGCCAGCGGCGCCGGGAGCGCGACGGCGGCGCAGACCGUGGGUGGGAGCGCCACGCCGUCGAGCUUCAGUUUAGAAGAUCUGAAGACCAUGAGCAUGAAGAUGCUGAAGACGUUGCUUGAUCCUUCAGACGUGGCAGACGUGGCGUAG
This is a messenger RNA of Durusdinium trenchii, 2385 nucleotides long. NCBI's taxonomy places the organism in Eukaryota, Dinophyceae, Suessiales, Symbiodiniaceae. The record is from the annotation of a GenBank genome assembly.